This is a messenger RNA of Diaporthe citri, 1056 nucleotides long. RefSeq lists its product as uncharacterized. NCBI's taxonomy places the organism in Eukaryota, Fungi, Ascomycota, Sordariomycetes, Diaporthales, Diaporthaceae. The coding region runs from base 1 to 1056 and encodes 351 amino acids. The transcript is spliced from 4 exons. The record is from RefSeq and is a predicted model, not a curated record.
AUGCACAACGAGGUCCAUCAGGCCAAGUCUGGCCUGAUCGCCGCCAUGACGGUCUUUCUCAUUGUGGACGCGGUUAUCAUCACCAGCCGCGUCUACGUUCGAACCUUCAUGAUCAGGGCGUUUGGCUGGGACGACGCUACCCUCUGCCUUUCAUAUGUGGGAUUCGUCAUAGCCUGCAUCAUGGGCUUCAUGUCAAUCUACUUCGGAUACGCUUAUGAUGGACCGCCGAAAGACUGGCCCAACUUCGACGAGGAAAAGGCGCAGAAGUACCUAUAUGCCAAUCAAUUAACGUUGUAUCUCACGUCCGGCGUCGCCAAGCUCGCAGUAGCCCUUGUUCUGUUCCGCCUCGCCAUCAAUAAGCGUUUCCAGGUCAUCAUCGCGGCAUCAAUGGCGGUCGUGAUCCUUUGGACCUUUGCCACGACGCUCUUCUCCUCCUGGCUCUGCAUCACGAACGGCACCACCAGUUAUCUCAGCAGCUCGACCUGCACCGCCGUCGGCCUAUUCCGCACGAUCUCCAACGUUUUCAUCGACUACUUCUAUGCCCUUCUGCCAAUUUUCAUCGUCAAAAGAGCCAAGAUGAACACAUCGAUGAAAGUAUCAGUCUGUAUUCUGCUGGGCCUGGGCUUUUUUGCGAGUGCAGCGACCAUUGCCAAGCUGGUCAUCAUCGUGCGGCUCUCGACCAUGGACAAGGACGCACAGGAGAUACUCCACUACCAGCUCCUCAUAUGGGCCGACGUCGAGCUGGGCCUCGCCAUCUUCUGCGCCUCGGCCGCCGCCCUGCGUCCCCUGCUCCGCCGGUUCCCCAUGAUCUGGGGUUCCGCUAAGACCGGGAGCAGCAACACGCCGUACGGGCGGACAGCCGGCGCCAGCGCGUCUUGCGAUCCCCUCAGCGCCACCGAGCCGCUGAGUGCAAACGACCGUGAGCCCUCGCAUGCCCCGAGUGGGUCGAGCGGGCCUUCCGGGAUCCAGGAGUACGAGCUGAGCCAGAUGGACUCGGAUCGGUCUUUGGAGCAGCAGAAGAGGUACAAAUAUCAAAUGCAGAGCCCGAGGGCUUGA